UUUAAAAAAUUAAUAAGUAUCAUAAAAUAAUUUUCAAUUUGUUUUAAUAAAAGAUUAUAAAAUAUUUUUUAAUAGUAAAUUAUAUUAUGAUAAGUAUGUUAAGGUUCUAUAACACGAGGAUAUAUCUUGUAGCGAUAAAUAUCUAUGUGAUUUUGUGGACUUGUUAUGGAGAAAUGGAUAACACUGCUCUAUUAGAAGGUGUAAAGGUAGGAGGUAGAGGACUUUCCAAAACUUUUGAGGUUAACGAUACAAUAAUCCAAAGAUUGGUUCGAGGAAUGCCUUAUACAAUUUUGAUGAAUGUCGUUUCUAAACUUGGCAAUUUUGAUUACAAUAAAACAGUCAAUAAUACGAAUACAAUAGGACUUCAUUUUCCAUGUGAUUUCAACUCUUACAACAUUUCGUUCUAUUUGACGUGCUCCAACUUGGUGAAUUUGUCUCUAAUAGCAUUCGCCUAUUUGAAAUUUGAUUACAGUAUAUCAAAAAUUGAAAGGAUUAGUUAUCACAAAGAAACUCCAUCUCUUGUACAUUUCAAUUUCUCCGUACCUUUCGAGCAUAUGGUCCAAACCUUUAGGAUGAAACUAUUAGCAAUCACAACAUACAAUGAAACAAGGGAAUUAGUAGAAUUUAAAGAAUUCACCAAUUUACCGUUAGAAUAUCAUUUCAAAUCAAAGGGUAUUUACAAGCUGAGCUUCCAGUUUAAGAUAUGCGAUGUGUGGUUGGACACUAUUGAAAAAAUUAAACAUGUCAAAAUAAAUGACAGACCUCUCAAUAAAUACUAUGAUUGCAAUUCUAUAAUAUUCGCCAAUCUAUCGAUUUACAAUACCAAACGAAGCUUACUCAUAAUGGUUUUUCCAAAAAGUUUAAAGGAAUCUUUCAAGAAUGGGAAUAUGUCGAAACGUAAUUGUAGUUUAAUCUUAUUUGUGAUAGCCUAUGAUCAAACACCAAGAAAUAUAACUUAUAUGAUCACAUAUAAAACACCUCAAAUGAAUAGGCCUAAGGGUAAAUAUAUAAUCCACCAGGAAACUAGAUUUAAAAGGCCAAGGGAUAUUCCUAGAGCGAAUUUCGAAAAUUUAGAAGAAUUUUUGCAAGGAAUAGAAGGAGAGGCUAAUGACCAUUUCCCUCAAGUGAAUAAUCCUGCUUUCAUUGAAGAUUUUUUGGGACUUGCUCAAGAUGUCGGGCUCAAUAAUGCAAUAGUUGAAGAAAUUGCUCCAUUGGUAGAAGCUGUUCCAGUGAUAGGAGAAGUUGCUGCUGUUAUGGAAGAUAUUGCUCCAGUGAUAGAAGAGGUUGUUCCAGCUAUAGAAGGACUAGCCCCAAUUGUAGAAGAAGUUGCUGCAGUAGUAGAAGAAGUUCCAGUUGCAGGAGAAGGUGCUGCAGCCAUAGAAGGACUAGCCCCAAUUGGAGAAGAAGCUGCUGCAGAAAUACUGUUAAUGACAAAUGUUAUAAUGAUGAUGACAAUUAUGGCGCUGCACCCUUUACAUUCCAAUCGUAAUCCCGAUAGGCAAACCCGACACUCGAGAUGCAAUCAAAUCAUAUCUCUUUCACUUAGGUCAGCUGGUUUACCUACCUCAUUGGAGCCUUCUGUUCUUUUUUCCGAUGGUAGUGCAGAUGGAAUAACACUAAUUCCAUGGUCACAUUAA
This is a messenger RNA of Gordionus sp. m RMFG-2023, 1637 nucleotides long. RefSeq lists its product as uncharacterized. The coding region runs from base 87 to 1637 and encodes 516 amino acids. The record is from RefSeq and is a predicted model, not a curated record. The transcript is spliced from 28 exons. NCBI's taxonomy places the organism in Eukaryota, Metazoa, Nematomorpha, Gordioida, Chordodea, Parachordodidae.